Molecule: messenger RNA, 795 nt
Organism: Cyphellophora attinorum
Lineage: Eukaryota; Fungi; Ascomycota; Eurotiomycetes; Chaetothyriales; Cyphellophoraceae
Product: Bacilysin biosynthesis oxido BacC
Exons: 2
Coding region: 1-795 (264 amino acids)
Source: RefSeq, a predicted model, not a curated record
AUGUCGUCUCGUAUCGUACUCGUCACCGGCGCCAACACUGGCCUUGGCUUCGAGAUUGUGAAGGCGCUAUCUCAAUCCAAUGCCACAUACACCAUCCUAGUCGGAGGUCGUGACCUCGACAAAGCGCAGACAGCUCUCAGUGAAGCCGAGUUGGUGAAGGCCUCAUCCUCGACACGGUUGGAGGCGGUUCAAAUCGAUAUCGAGGACGAUGCUUCCAUAUCGAGCCUGUGCAGUCACGUCGAGAAGCAGUAUGGACGGCUUGAUGUCUUGAUCAACAACGCAGGCGCCCAGUUCGACCAACAAGUAGCCACGGGCGAAAUCGGAAUGCGCGACAUGUGGAAUCGGACUUGGUCCGUCAACACCACAAGUACAUGGAUGAUCACUCACGCCUUGAUGCCGCUUCUCCUCAAGUCUGCGGACCCACGCCUCAUCUUCAUGACUAGCGCUACUGCCACACUCACUGACCAUGGCAACCAAUCCUUGAAAGUCAAUCAAUCGCCAGAGGCAGGCUGGCCAAAGUUGGAGGCCUUCAUACCAGCGUAUCGAUCGGCAAAGACAGGAUUAAACAUGAUGAUGCGAGAGUGGGCGAGGAUCUUGGGCAACGAUAAUGUGAAGAUAUGGAGUGUGAGUCCAGGAUGGCUCGCGACAGGUCUAGGGUAUGGGGCGGAGAAGCUCAAAGCCAUGGGCGCGCAGGACCCUGCGAUCGGAGGUGCUUUUGUGAAGGAUGUGAUAGAAGGAAAAAGAGAUGGAGAUGUAGGCAAGGCAAUAAACAAUGAUGGAAUCCAAUCAUGGUGA